AUGGCGGCGAAGCACAGGAGAAACGCCGAGGAUGAGAGAUCUUCCAAGAACAAGAGGAAUAACAAUCCUCAGAAGGAGAUUGGCGCCACCAAACCACCCAAGCAGGAAGGAGAAAAACGACCCUCACUCCUCGUCGUCUUGAUUUGUUCGAUAUGUUGUGGGGUGGUUCACAGCAUCCACGUGUCAACCAUGUUCGAAAACGACAGACAUUUUUCGCACCUUUCCAACCUGGAGCGGGAAAUGACCUUCAGAACAGAAAUGGGUUUGUACUACUCAUACUACAAGACACUGGUGAAUGCGGAUUCUUUUCUGGUGGGGCUCAACCGCCUCAUGCACGACAAUUUGACAGAAUAUCCGGAUACCAUUAACACACUACAGAGGUUCAAUUUAUACCCUGAGGUUAUCCUAGGAGGAACUUACCGCAUAUUUGAUGCAGUAACCUCUUGGCUGGGUAUGGAGAUGCGAGUGUGUUGGCAGGUGAGCCGAGGGGCAGGCCUCUCUCCGGUUGUCAGCUGUGAAGGCCUUGGAGACCCAGCCUACUGGUACCUGGCAGGUGUUUGGGUCAGUGCAGGACUCACCGCCGCUCUACUAUUCCUCCAAGGUGUCGAGCUGAGUGGAUCCCUUUUGGGGGGGUUCCUCACCGUCCUUUGUUUCUUCUUCAACCACGGAGAAGCCACUCGUGUUCAGUGGACACCUCCCUUGAGAGAGAGUUUUGCCUUCCCAUGGAGCAUAGCGCUAAACAUCGGAGUGACACAGGCAGUGCGGGCACCUCGUCCUGUGUGGACGCGACCUCUCUUAUUAGGCACACUUACCUUGGCAUACCUCCUCUGCUGGCAGUUUGCUCAAUUUACAGUGGUAGCAGUAGUGGGAAUAGUUUAUGCCAUGUACACUAUUGGUAUAAUACAUCCUAUUCCAAUGCUGCUUGUGCUACUUGGUACCUCUUAUGGUUUCCUGAAUAAUGUGGUUCUACAGUUCGGUAAUACAUUAUUGGUUGCCUCGCCUCUAGCAGGUUGCCUGCUAGGAGUACUGUUACUAUACCUUUUCCUUGAACCCAUUAUUCAACAUCUGCCUUUUCCAACCAGCAUGGGUGUCCAGCUGUCAUUUUUAUUUGUAUCAUGUGCAGCCUGUAAAAUUGAACUGUCAAGAAUAUUUGGUGUCGAAGAUGAUGCGCACAUCAUUAACAUACUGAAGGCUAAGUUUACAAACUAUUCAGAUUUCCACACACUCUUAUAUACUUGCUCUGCAGAGUUCGACUUCUUACCACAGGAAACUUUGUUUAAACUAAACGAGACGUUGCUCAUUCCAUGCACUGCUCUUGUUGGGGGGGCAGUGUUAAUGAACACCCUGACCAAAAUAAAAAAUAACAUGAUACAGCGAUUAGAAGAAGAGAACACGGAAACCAGAACUCCAUUGUGGUCUGGAGUGGACCCAGGUGUAGUGUACAAUGGUGCAAUAUUGGCUGUGUAUGCAGUCAUGGCUAGUCUGAUUAUGAGGCUCAAGCUAUUUUUCACCCCGCAGCUUUGUGUUGUAGUGUCCCUGUUAGCCUGUAAAAAAUAUUGCUGUAUUAGAAAAAAAAAUUCUCACCUUGCUAUCUUGGCCAUUCUUGUAAGUGGCAUGUGUGUGCGUGGUCUGAAGAACAUCACAGAACAAAGAUCUAUUGUAGGUGAAUACAGCAACCCAGAACUGGAAGAGUUGAUUGAGUGGAUACAGUCAGAAACACAGGAAGAUGCUGUGUUUGCUGGACCCAUGGCUAUCAUGGCUAAUGUACUUCUGUCCACGCGCAGACCAAUUGCAAAUCACCCGCAUUAUGAACAUGCAGGGUUGAGAGAACGGACUAAAAAAGUGUACAGUGUGUAUAGCCGGAGGUCUGCUGAGAUGGUGUAUGAGACGCUGCUCUCCAUGAAAGUGAACUAUGUGGUACUGGAAGAAACGUGGUGUCUUCGCAAGAACCGGCCAGGCUGUGGGAUGGUGGACCUGUGGGAUGUAGAAGAGCCACAGAAUAGGCACAAACCCUCCCUAUGCCCGCGGCUCUUCCACAGGAGUCCUGCCCCAUUCCACCGCGUCUUUGACAACGGCAUGUUUGUGGUCCUGCAGGUGCCCUCAAGAUAUGUGGAAAUCCCCCCGCCACGCUAUCACAAUGUAUAAGAAGAAAAAAAAACUUUUUUUUUUUUCCAUCCCUCGGUCCAAAUUGCGUGCAGGUGCUCAUAGCAUGUAGCAGGCACAGGGUUGCCGUCGAUGUCCCCGUAGUGCAACCCUUUUGAGUAAUGCCAGCCGCAGCCAAGCUUCUUCAGGUUACCCCCUCCCCAUUCCAACUUGUAGAGGAUAUCCCUGACGGAGCUCGUCCCAAACAAAUGUGUGGGUUAUUUGGGUCUGUACCUUGAUUUUUGUUCAGUUUUGUUCUGUUGUUUAGGUUCCAGUGAUAGAGAAUAGGCUUGUUUUCACAUGGAAGAAAGCCAACUCAUUCUGCGUGUGUGUGUGUGUGGUAGGAAACAGGUCUUGUGGUGCUAUUUAAGAAGGUAACAGGAAGUCUAGGCAUUCUUAAGUAUUGUUACUAUUUUAUUAUAAUGAAUUGACAGUUAUACACACUUUGAUUCAAGAAUGGCUUUAUACGGAAGUUAAAGUUAUAUUUUGUAGCUCAAUCCCACUAUCAGGUUUACUUGUGUUAUAUGUAAGACUGUCACGUAGUUCUUUUAUAAUCUUGGUAUAUAUAUCAGCAUCAUUUCUAACCUUAUGCUUCACACUUGAUAAAGUUCCAGAACAUUCCAUAAUGUUGAUUAAGUGUCCUAUUUUAUCUAAUUAUUGUAUACAGCAUUCACACCAAAGCUUUUUCUUUUCUUUUUUGCUGUCUUAUGUAUAUCAUUAGAUUGUUUGCUUAAUUUGAAUACGGAUUUUUAAGAGGAAUAUUACAACAAAGAUAAGUCACAAAAUUGUUUCUUUAGGGAUCUUAGUGACUGGUAAUGACACUUGCAGUCGCCAAGAAAAGUCAGAUUACAACAAAUGAAGUAGAUAUUUAUUUGUUACAGGGCAGUAGACAUGUACAUGAUCUAGUGCCAUAAACAGCUGUCUGUAGAGUUAGUGCUCUUGUAUAGGUUUUUAUCAAGAAAAUAAAAAGAAUCCUGUAUGUUUCUUAUGCAGAAAAGAAAAAUGUAAAUAUUUAUUAAAAAUAUAAACCAGAAAAAAGA
Molecule: messenger RNA, 3182 nt
Organism: Penaeus vannamei (Pacific white shrimp)
Lineage: Eukaryota; Metazoa; Arthropoda; Malacostraca; Decapoda; Penaeidae
Product: protein C-mannosyl-transferase DPY19L1-like
Cellular component (GO): nuclear inner membrane
Molecular function (GO): mannosyltransferase activity
Source: RefSeq, a predicted model, not a curated record